Messenger RNA from Paramormyrops kingsleyae, 3873 nucleotides. Its product is annotated as hippocalcin-like protein 1. NCBI's taxonomy places the organism in Eukaryota, Metazoa, Chordata, Actinopteri, Osteoglossiformes, Mormyridae. The record is from RefSeq and is a predicted model, not a curated record. Gene Ontology annotation, molecular function: calcium ion binding.
UUUCUCUUUUGCCUUUCCGUUACUUAGGCUGCUUCCUGGCUGCGCGCAUCUGGCCGCAUUUAUGAACGGGAGUCGUCUUUCACUAGGACUGCACGAGAGCUGGGUACAUCUAAGCCUGAAAAGCACAAGGAUUAGCUCGGAAAUAGAAAUUAUAAAUCAGAAAGGUCAGGGAAAGACAGGAAAAGGAGUAAUUCUGACUGAUCGGCGAAACGACACGUCGGAGCACCGAGGACGAAACGUGUUAUUGCUUGGAAUCUGCAAAGAGGUCAUAAGAAGAAAAGGAAAGAGAAUACAUAGUAGCCAACCUAAAGAAGAGGUCAAACGAGUGACAGGAAAGAGGACAAGUAAGUAUAAGGUACAGGGAUACAUCAUGGGUAAGCAGAACAGCAAGCUACGUCCAGAGGUUCUCAGCGACCUGCGUGAGAAUACCAAGUUCACAGACCGCGAGCUUCAAGAGUGGUACAAGGGCUUUCUGAAGGACUGUCCGACGGGCCACCUGAAUAUGGAAGAGUUCAAAAAGAUCUACGCCAACUUCUUCCCAUACGGAGAUGCGUCCAAGUUUGCCGAGCACGUCUUCCGUACAUUCGACACCAAUCGUGAUGCCACCAUAGACUUCCGGGAGUUCAUCAUUGCCUUGAGCGUCACGUCCCGCGGUGAACUGGAGCAGAAGCUGAAAUGGGCCUUUUCUAUGUACGACCUGGAUGGGAAUGGAUACAUCAGCCGGGCAGAGAUGCUGGAGAUCGUGCAGGCCAUUUACAAGAUGGUGUCCUCUGUGAUAAAGAUGCCCGACGAUGAAUCAACGCCAGAGAAGCGGACCAACAAGAUUUUUAUGGCGAUGGACACAAAUAAGGACGGACGAUUGUCCCUGGAUGAAUUCAUCAGAGGCGCUAAGAGUGAUCCCGGCAUAGUCUCCCUGUUACAAAACGAUGUCAGCAGCGGAAGGCAGGUCUAAAGGCAGAGGAGGAAGCAGACAAGCAGGCAGAGACACAGAUCUGCCUCCUUUCCCCAUCCAAGCCCCCUCCCUUACUGUCUGAUUUAUAGGAAUUUCCACUGACACACUGCUUGUGUUCCCAGUCAUUCUCUCAGGUUUUCUUUAGUAUCAGAAAUGACCAUUGUGGUGGAGUUUAACCCUAAUCCAGCCUGUUGUGCAGUGUGUGGCUCAGUGGGUUAAGCUGGUUUGGCUGUAGUUAGAAGGUUACCAGUUCAAACCUAGCCUCAGCAUAUACAGUAUGCAGAUCCAUGAGCAAGGCCCUUAACCCCCAGCUUCCUGGGUGCCACUAUGGGUAGCUGCCCUUUGCAGGAAACUUACUCUAUUUAAAAAAAAAAAAGUUAAGGGAGGUGUAAAGACAAUUUCCCCACAGGAAUCAAUAAAGUAUCGAUUAUUAUUAUUUACUCAAUUAUCUGAUGCUUUUAUCCAAAGCAACAUACAGCAGAGGUUACAAUUUCCUGUGUCCCUGUGAUUUGAACUACUAUCCUUCUAACUAAAAUACGCUUUUCAUGAAAAUUCAAAAUGGUGCCAUAAUCUCAAGAGAUUUUUACGUACAUAUUAUUGUUUUUUAAUGCUUUCAUAAACUACUUAAAAAUGUAUUGUCAAAGUCAAACAUUUGUUACAACGUUUGACUUUUUAAAUGCUGUACAGAUAACAUUAUAUUCCUAUAAGUUUUAGCCUGUUUAAGUCUUAUAUUCCCCAUUAAAAUGAACAUCCUCUCUGUUUGCUGAGAAACACGUGAAAUUGGUGGUCGUGGAAUUAUCCAUCAACCGCAACUCUGACUGUUAAGUUUAAGAUAUAGAAGUAAUUAAAUUCAUUGACAAAUAGUGAUACUGUUUCCCUUGCUGUUGCUAUGGUGACACAAUGAAGGCAUGUCAAUUUCUUCAUUCUCUCAGUUGACAUUAUUAUCUAGCUCAGUCACUGCUUGAUCCCAGCCGGCCCGCUCUGCCCAUUUUAGGUGGGUGCGGUGAUCCUCAGCACCUGGCCUGCACAGUCACAACGUGAAAGCAGAUGUUUUUGCAAACGUCUGGACCCUCAGCCUGCGUCUAACUUCGUCGCUCUCCUGAUGGUUAUAAAAGGAGGAGGCUGAACUUGCGGUUUUGGAGGGACAAACAGAAAGUGCACUUUUCAAGCCUGAAUGAGCAGAUCUGUAGCCUGAAAGGGUCGGCUGCGUUAUUUAUGUGACGCUGAAUAAAAAUGCAUUUGUAUCAGCUCAGUGUUACGAAGCUGGAUGAGUUUAUACUGCUGGCACAUGGUUACAAUUAAAAAUGAAACUAACGCACCUGGCUGUUUCCUGCUCAUUAUUGUGGCUAAAAUAACGACCACAGAGUGCAGUGCAAAUACAUCGUAGAUGCUGGGAAACUGGCAACCUCAAGCAGCGGCUUUGAAUAGUGACAUUCAUUUAAAAUAUAUUUUACAUUUACAGAAGCUUCGGUUAAAUAUCGCGCUGCACUGGAAUAACAUGACGCAUAGAUAGUGUUUCUUGUGCUGGGAAACUCAACUCCACGCUCUCGUGUAAAAGUGAGGGUGUGGCUCACAUUCAAGGCGCAGACAUCAUACCACCAUGAAACACAAAACCCCAAAUAUCUAACAGCACGGUCAGGUCCCUUUCCUUUCCAUGAACGCUGCCAACACAUCUGCCAGCUGUCAGGCAACUGUGUAACAUAUAAUUACGUCUCUUAUUUAAUGGUACAGUAAUCCAAGAUUUUCAGAAUGCAUUUUUAGAGCUUUGUUUUGCACAAAGUACAAAUAAACAGUCACCAUGGGUAGGACAAAAUGGCUCCAGAUACUGCUGCACAAAACAUAAUCGAUCUUUCCAUUCCAUGUGUGCUUACUAACAGGGAUAAACACUGUAAAUACAACCUGCUUUGAUCCUCCUCUGAAGUUCCUUUACUACCUCCAGGUAAUAGAUGUCAGAAUUCUGGGUUUCCUCAGUCAGCUUAAUGCCAAUCAACAGCCAUGUUCUGUCUUCAUUUGGAAGUUAAUUAACAGAGCUUGAAACCAUGAGAUCUAUGGGAGGAAAUCGCCCCCCCCCCCCCGACAAUCUGGUGAAUGUUAUACCCGUUGGGAAUCUUUUUCUCAUCCUUUUUUAAAAAAAAACAGUUUAUAAAUGACACUCAGCGCUGCAAAGGGUGGUAUUGGUGAUUGAAGAGACACUUCAUUCGAGGUUCAACAUUUUAUUUGUCACAUGCGCAGUUAGACUUGCACAACCUGCAGUGGAAUGAAAAUCGCUCCUGAGACUAGCAAAUAGAGAGUACAGGUGAAUAAUGGUUACAUGGUCAGGCACCGCAUCACAAUAAAUACAAUGGUGACCCCAUAAAAGUACAUCAGAGCUGACAAAUUCCUAUCGCCUAGUGAUGUCAUGGCCAACGUAACAUUGUAUCGCAUUGUUCCCUGCCUUGCACCAAUAGCCCUUGGGAUAGGCUCUGGACCCCUGUGACCCCAAAUAGGAUAAGCGGUUACAGAAGAUGGAUGGAUGGAUGAAUAAUAAAUGACUAUGUUACGGGUUUAUGCAUUUACUAUAAUGUACUUUUUAUCAUUAUUUAGACUAUAGCAUAUAGAAUCAGUGUGUAGUAGGGCUAUACCAUCUAUGUUUCUGAAAGUACUGAAAUAGCCUAAUGACGCAUUUCUCAGAAUGUAUCCCCAUCGCUAAGCGACGUGUGACUGUAAAUUAAGAGCGAAGAUUGUAACCUAAAUAGAAGAAAAAUAAAAAACUAUGCAUAAAAAUACUAUCCAGAAGACAGUCUCCCUGUAUCUGAGAUGGCUACUCUGUCUUAAUAAAUAACAUAGUUCAUCUGGAUUUUUGGGAAACAAAGCAGCCUCUGUUCAUUUGUCACCUUAAAAGUCUGAGUGCAACAUUGUCCAAUAAAAUAAAAGACAAACAA